Molecule: messenger RNA, 1252 nt
Organism: Polistes dominula (European paper wasp)
Lineage: Eukaryota; Metazoa; Arthropoda; Insecta; Hymenoptera; Vespidae
Gene: Arpc1
Product: Actin-related protein 2/3 complex, subunit 1A
Biological process (GO): Arp2/3 complex-mediated actin nucleation
Cellular component (GO): actin cytoskeleton; Arp2/3 protein complex
Molecular function (GO): actin filament binding
Source: RefSeq, a predicted model, not a curated record
AUAGAUAUACAUAUAUAGUAUUAACAAAAGAAAAAUGACAGUGGUGCAUAAUUUGGGUGUUGAUGUUAUAAGUUAUCAUGCUUGGAACAAAGAUAGAACAGAAGUAGCAGUAUGUCCAAAUAAUAAUGAAAUUCAAAUCUACAAGCAUUCCUAUUCAGGAUGGAAAUUACUUGAUACGUUACAAGAACACGAUAUGCAUAUCAUGGGUGUUGAUUGGGCACCACGUACUAAUCGCAUUGUUACAUGUUCUGCAGAUAAAAAUGCAUACGUUUGGACACAAGGAAAAGAUGGAAAGUGGAAUCCUGCAUGGGUUUUAUUAAGAAUAAAUCGUGCUGCUACGUGUGUUAAGUGGUCUCCUUUGGAAAAUAAAUUUGCCGUUGGUUCUGGUGGCAGAGUAAUAGCUGUUUGUUACUUCGUAUCAGAAAAUAAUUGGUGGCUAUGUAAACACAUAAAGCGUCCUUUAAGAUCAACGGUGACAACAGUUGACUGGCAUCCAGAUAAUAAAGUUUUGGUUGCUGGAUCAACGGAUUACAAAGUUAGAGUAUUCAGUGCAUUUAUUAGUGAUAUGGAAGAUGCACCAGGAACAUGCGCAUGGGGAACAAGUAAUACCCUAGGCACAUUAUUAGCUGAAUUCCCUAAUACAAAUAAUGGAGGUGGUUGGAUACAUUCGGUUGCAUUUAGCCAAUGUGGCAAUAAAAUUUGCUGGGUUGCACAUAAUUCAUCAAUAUGCGUUGCAGACGCUUCAAAAGGCAAUGUAGUUUAUAGGCUUUAUACCGAACAUUUACCAUUUUUAAGCUGCAUUUGGGUCGGUCCCAAUUCCAUUGUGGCAACGGGACACAGUUGUAUGCCAAUGUUAUAUUCCAUUGAUGACAAUGGACAGAUUUACUUUGUAUCGAAAUUAGAUAACAUGCAGAAAAAGGAAACUGCUGGAUUGUCUGCCAUGAGAAAAUUUCAAUCGUUAGAUCGUCAAGCAAGAAAUGAUUCUAACGACAAUGCAUUAGAUAGCAUUCAUCAAAACACAAUUAACUGUAUUCGUCUUAUGUCGGAUAAUGAAUUUAGUACAAGUAGCCUAGAUGGCCAAUUGGUCAUUUGGGAUUUAAAGUCUCUGGAAAAUUCUAUUGCUGGACUGAAGAUAGUUUAAGGAAUCCUUUUUUUUUUUGUUUUUUUUUUUUUUUUUUUACAAAACCAAGGUUAAAGUUCUAUGAAAAUUGAAGAGUGUAUAAUAUUGAAAUAAAACUUACAUUAAUCCUGC